GUGUAACUAAGCAUGUGAAAAAGUAACUAGUACUAUAUAAAUUAGGCAACAAAUAUAUGGGGAAAAAGUUAAAGUUAGUAAAAAUCGAUAGAUCGAUCAAUUAUUCCGGCCACCGGAGGCCAUGGCUUCAACCUUAAGCCUGUCCAAAGCUUUGUUGUUACUUUCAACUUUGAUAUUUCUUUUUCUUCUUCCAUUCCUAUCCCAAAAUAAUAUAACCCAAAACAAGGUUAUCAUACACACUUUGUCUUCUCCUUUUAAUAACAAUAACACCACCAGUACUAUUACUCCUAUUCCUCCUCUUAUCACUUAUCAUCAUAUUUCUAACACCAAUGAUACAAUUCCACCUGACAAGACCAUAAUCAAGAAGAAGAAGAGUAGGUUGGAGAGAAUUGAGUAUGAUUUGGUGAAGGCUAGAGUAGCUAUUCGUCAAGCCAUUACUUCCAAAAGUUUUAAGUCUGAUAAGAAUGAGAGCAUUAUACCAAGAGGUUCCAUAUACAGAAACCCAUAUGCUUUCCAUCAGAGUCAUAUAGAGAUGGUGAAGAGAUUCAAAGUGUGGAGCUAUAAAGAAGGAGAACGGCCAAUAUAUCACAUGGGUCCAAUGAAUAACAUCUAUGCUAUUGAGGGACAGUUCAUAGAAGAAAUAGAGAGUGAAGAGAGCCCUUUCAGGGCUAAACAUCCAGAGGAGGCACACACAUUUUUUAUGCCCAUAAGUGUGGCUAACAUCAUUAAGUUUAUUUAUAGCCCUGUUAUUUACCCAGAUGACUACAAACGAGAUCGCCUCUGUCGAGUUAUGAAUGAUUAUGUUGGUGUUGUGGCUAAUAAGUACCCAUUUUGGAAUACAAGCCACGGUGCUGACCAUUUUAUGCUUUCCUGCCAUGAUUGGGGUCCACAAGUAUCAUAUGAAAAACAACCUCGGCUCUUUAAACACUUCAUGAGAGUUCUAUGCAAUGCCAACAUUUCUGAAGGAUUCGAACCCAAAAGAGAUGUCUCGUUGCCUGAAAUCUAUUUAAGUCAUGGAACUUUAGGUCCACCAAAUUUAGGCCAAGCCCCUCACAGACGCACAAACUUGGCCUUUUUCGCUGGUGGACUCCAUGGAUACAUUAGAGAGAUCUUGUUCCAACAAUGGAAAGACAAAGACAGUGAUAUCCAAGUCUUUGAAAAGGUACCAAAAGAGCUAAACUACACCGAGCUAAUGGGCAAGGCAAAGUAUUGCUUAUGCCCGAGUGGGUACGAAGUAGCUAGCCCAAGAGUAGUCGAGGCAAUCAAUGCAGGGUGUGUCCCAGUUAUUAUCUCGGAUAGUUACUCAUUACCAUUUAGUGAUGUACUUGAUUGGAGUCAAUUUACUGUACAAAUCCCGAUCUCUAAAAUACCUGAAAUCAAGAACAUUUUAAAUGGCAUUCCAAAUGAGAAGUACUUGAGAUUAUAUAAUAAGGUUUCUCAAGUAAAGAAACAUUUUGUGUUAAAUAGACCGGCUCAACCGUUUGAUGUGAUUCACAUGGUGUUGCACUCAAUUUGGUUAAGACGACUUAACUUUAAGAUUGGAUCCCAAAAUAGCUUGUGAUUAAGCUUUAAUUAUUUCAUUAAUUUUUUUGACGUAUUAUUUCAUUAUUUGAUAUGCAACUUUUUAAUAUAUACAUAUACUAGAUAAUGUAU
This is a messenger RNA of Cannabis sativa, 1653 nucleotides long. RefSeq names its product probable glycosyltransferase At5g20260. NCBI's taxonomy places the organism in Eukaryota, Viridiplantae, Streptophyta, Magnoliopsida, Rosales, Cannabaceae. Gene Ontology annotation, molecular function: glycosyltransferase activity. The record is from RefSeq and is a predicted model, not a curated record. The transcript is spliced from 4 exons. Bases 122 to 1561 code for a protein of 479 amino acids.